Messenger RNA from Fulvia fulva, 825 nucleotides. RefSeq lists its product as uncharacterized. The transcript has a single exon. Bases 1 to 825 code for a protein of 274 amino acids. NCBI's taxonomy places the organism in Eukaryota, Fungi, Ascomycota, Dothideomycetes, Mycosphaerellales, Mycosphaerellaceae. The record is from RefSeq and is a predicted model, not a curated record.
AUGCCCAUGCUCCCGAGCAAUGGCGUGCAGCGCGACGUCGUCGGAUCUCAAUAUUCAACGGAGCAGCUCAGUAUCUCGCCAUCGACCACACCGCUCCGAUCCGGCAUCAUUGACACCUCGCAAGAUGCCCUAAUCUUACUAAAGCACUACUUGAGCAGCGUCCUGCCAUUCUUUACUCCAUUCCGACAUUUAAAGACACCGUGGCACGUCCUUUUCCUACCAUUGGUAAAGAACACAUUCGUAGGCCUCGCACUGCAGGAAGCAGUAGGUGAAGCAAGCUUGUGUGUCUUCUAUGGCAUACUUUCCAUCGGCGCAUCGAGCCUCGGUGGCACAAGUCAUGCUCCCAUCUGGCAUCGCAAGAGUGAGAUCUAUAAGCACAAGGCGUGUGAGCAUGCCAGAGCUUCGUUACAGUCGGCUUACGAGGAACCCAAGCAAGCAAAAUACAAGACUCAGCUGAUGGUGCUGCUCACAAUGGCGCAGAUGGCAACAGUCUCCGGAACUCGAUACGAGGCUGAGUACUUCCUCCUGGAGUCUGAAAGGCUCAUCCGUCUCCGUGGCUUGGGACGAAGAAAGUCUCGGAAAUGCCGUCUACUGCAUCAUUGCUAUGCAUACGAGCGCAUCUUCUACGAAAGCACUUCCACGGCAAAUGGACGCUCCAGAAAUCGUCGUCUGCGUAUGGAAAUCUCAACCGCCUGCGCUGCCAACAGCAAAGACAACAUCUCGUUUCGCCUCCCAAGCCUCGAACAUCUGGAAGCAAACAUGCUUACGAUCAAAGACCGAGACAAAGGGGAAGACGAUCUUCACAUGCAGCUACCGGGCAUCUAG